Messenger RNA from Gymnogyps californianus (California condor), 1097 nucleotides. Its product is annotated as inverted formin-2-like. The transcript is spliced from 9 exons. Lineage: Eukaryota; Metazoa; Chordata; Aves; Accipitriformes; Cathartidae. The record is from RefSeq and is a predicted model, not a curated record. Bases 1 to 927 code for a protein of 308 amino acids.
AUGAUUCAGAAAGGGGAUAGAUCCAGGCUGGAUGCUGAGAUACUGAAGCAGCUACUUAAACUGCUACCUGAAGACCAUGAGAUAAAUAGCCUGCAAUCUUGCAAAGAAGAAAAACCAGAACUAGCAAAUGCAGAUCGGUUUUAUCUCCAUCUUUUGGAAGUUCCUAGCUACCAGUUGCGGAUUGAAUGUAUGCUGAUUUGUGAGGAAACAAAAAUUCUGCUGGAGUGCCUGUGGCCAAAAGCACAAGCCAUCAGGACAGCCUGUGAAACACUUCUUACCAGUCACCGACUGCCAGUUUUCUGUCAAUUGAUUCUUAAAGUUGGAAACUUUCUGAACUAUGGGCAUCACACUGGAGAUGCUGGAGGUUUUAAAAUUAGUGCCUUGCUCAGACUAACAGAAACAAAAGCAAACCAAAGCCACAUUACUCUGCUUCAUCAUAUUUUGGAGGAGGUUGAAAAAAACCACACAGAUCUGCUGCAGCUUCCCAGAGAUCUUGACUUUGUUUCCAAGGCAGCAGGAAUCCACUUAGACGUUAUGCGGGCUGAGGCAAGUGCCAAUUUGAAGAAACUGUUGGAAAUAGAGAAGCGUUUAUUUUUGUCAACAGACGAUUUAAAAAUACAGCAUGCAAAAUCUGUUCAAGGCAGUCUCGAUGCUUCAAAGGACCUGCAGAAGGAGUUUGCCACCAUUGAAAAGAAGAAGGAAGAACUUGCUGAUUAUCUUUGUGAAGACCGAAAAAAAUUGUCUUUGGAAGAUGUAUUUAGCACAAUGAAAACCUUCAGACAGCUCUUCCUCAAGGCCUUACAGGAAAAUCAAGAAAGGAAGGAGCAAGCUGCAAAGUCUGAGAAAAGGAAGAAACAGCUUAAAGGAGAAGAUGCAAAGAGGCUAAAGGGAGAGCAUGGAAAGAGCAGUACAUUUAACAAAAAUUGAUUCUGGUUGUAUUAGCUAGUCUUUUGUUAAUUAGGAGGAAAUUAUCUGUUUAGCUGUGGCUGAUCUGAUACAAUGAGAGUGAUUUAGCUAUGGAUGAUGUAGUUGUCAAGCUGACAGUAUAGUGAGACAUCAAUUUUCAAGUGCAUAUGAAUGCUUGGAAGAACUCAUGA